AGGCUAAUAUUUCAGCUGAUGAUGGAGAGCUCAGUGUGAAGGCUUCUUCGCUUCUGCUCUCUCCCAAGCGUGGCUCCUGGCAGUCAGAACUCUGCCUGUCCCGUGUGCAAGACCGUCUGCCACGGACAGUCAUGCAAAGGGCGUGCAAACGACAGAAGAGAAAGACGACAGUGAGGGCAGAGACAGAUCUAGAGAUUCAGAGAUUAACACAGGCGCACAAAUUGUGUCUCAGCCCUGAGCCUGUGCAUCAAGUCGAGGGAGCCUUCAACAAAGAGGACAGGCUUUUCAAAAGGGGAACCAGAGCACGUCCGACCCAGAAACGGCAGAGCUGGGACACAAGUAGAGAAAUCACGGCACGAGAGGCACACCCCUUUGUCUUCCGCAGUUCUCUUUUACCUCUUUAACUCCUCUUGAAAUGUUUCCUUCUUAGGAAACACAAGUGCAGCCUUUGCUGCUGGUCUCAGACAGCAUUACACUCCAGGAGUCUCCACUUUCCUCAUUCUGUACUGUCUCUAUUCAGGAGACUUCUCAGGUAUGUAAAUUCACCCUAGGAAGAAGAACUCGAUCGCUCAUUUUGGGGAGGGAGACUUAUCAGACAAAUGGUGCACGCAGGAAGAUAAUCAUCUGUGUCAUGAGCCCAGCCAUUUCAACUGCCUACCGAGAACACGCUGGGAGAGGAAGUCCACCGGCUCUCAACAAAACAGCACUCUUCAUUCCGGACAGCUUUCUUCAUGGCCAUGGACACGCAGGAUAGGAGCAGAGCCGAUCUUGCACUCCCAAAUCCACAAGAGCAAGCUGGUGUACCUGAAAUCGAACUCCUGGAGGUAUCUCCUCAAGAGAAUGCUCCACCGGAGAAGUCAGCCUCAGCCCCAGCACGGCAGACAUGGUCCUCGCUUUUGAAGAAAGAGCUGGAAUUCCUGGGGGUCACACAAAUUUUGAUUGGUUUGUUAUGCCUUUGUUUUGGAAUAAUUGUCUACUCUAUACUUGAUAUUUCCAAAUUUGAUGAAGGAGGAUUUUCAUCAUUCAAGGCAGGCUACCCGUUCUGGGGGGCAGUACUUUUCGUUGUCUCUGGAGUUCUGUCAGUUCUAUCUGAGAGGGGAAAGGCGAUGUAUCUGGCGAGGGGCAGGCUGGGGGUGAACACCCUCAGCAGCGUAGGUGCGGCCGUUGGCAUCAUCAUCCUGGCCCUCAACCUCAGCUACAGCUCAACUUACGUCAGGAAUUGUGACAGACUCGACGAGGCUGACGACUGCCUUGUGGCUUCAUUUAUUAUCGAAAUUGUGGCCAUGAUGCUGUUUCUCACCAUCCUGGGAUUUUGUGCGGCAGUGUCGCUCACGAUCUAUGGGAUCGGCGAAGAAUGCAAGGGGAAGAAGCUUCCAGAUGAUCGUCUUUAUGAAGAAUUAAACAUUUAUUCACCAAUUUACAGUGAGUUGGAAGACAAAGGGGAAACACCUCAAGUGGAUUCAUAAGGACUGUGUGCCCAGGACACUCUGAGUCAAAGAAAAGGGUCUAAAAGCCAAAAUCCGCUUAUGACGCUACUGGGACAAUGUCCGUUCUCUAUGCAAUCUAUCAACUUUGCAUUAGAUUUCUCCUCUGCAUAUCAAUAUUUUGUUUGCUUUUUUUUUUUUUUAAUUAUUUUUGUUAGUCCAUGUUUGUGGUACACAAUGACCGCAUUUCUCCUGGGGAGCUGGUGUGUGGACAGUGCACACCUUCACUCGUGUUUUGUCCUCUCCUUCACCCUUCCCUGCUUCACUGCUUCUGAUCACCCGUGUGUCCCGUUUCCUCAUUUGUAGAUGUGACACAUCCCUUUCUCUUGUUUUCUGUUCUGAUCUCACACACAGCCCUCUGGGAAGUCAACACGGAGUCAACGAGUUUUCCCGCAUGUCUGUAACUGUGUGAGUAGGGAAGACAAGGAGGCUGAGGGCUGAGCUGAACUCUUACUGUUUGAUAAAUCCUGCUUCUCAGUUGUUUUCAGAGUUCCCAGAGCUGCGGUGGGUAUGAUACCUACACCCUGCACAUGCACCCACACUCCACAUAUAUGUAACUUACAGGAUGCAUGUUUUUCUAUGUGCAAACACAUACAUCUCCCAAUAACAAUAUAUUUUUGGUGGAGACACAAAGUUUUAUAAAAAUCUUUAGAUUGCCCAACCUAAAGGGCUUUCACUGAUGCAGUAUUUUUCAAUAGCAUUUUCAGGUUGGUAAAUAGAUGAUGGGGGUUUUAUGAAGCUACUCAGUAUCUAAUGAAAUGAAAAGGUGAAAGCAGAGAAACUGUAAAUGCAGAGUUCAUUUAAUGAGAUGUUAUUUAGACCUAAAAGAUAAAUUAAUGACAACUCUAGAGGCAAUGAAUUCCAUGGGAAUGCAGAGAAAUGACCAUAUCUAAAAGGUGCAUAAAAUUAUUAACAGGUUAAAAUUACAGAACAAAGUUAGACAGCUAAGUUUUUGACUAAUACAAAGUGUUUGAGUCUAAGGUCCAAGGAGAUCCAUCAGUAGUGUUGGAGAAAUGGUGGACAUUCAGAGACAUGAGUAAUGGAAGAGUUCAGCUAGAACUAGAUAAGCUCAGGUUUAGAUGUUCAUUAUGAGAAGAGGAAAUGAAGUUGGCGCUCAGCACAGAGUUCCAGUCCUGACACCUCUUGAUGGCAGAGGCUCCCAGUCAUGAUAAGGGACAUCGCUAUUACAUGGGACCAGGCAGUGGGAGUGGGUGGAAGAGCAUAAGUGAAGUAAAAAGGGUCAAAGAUGAUGUGUAUCUGAACCAGCUCCCCACGAUGACUAUAUUUAAUAUAUCUAAUAAACACACACUGGUAGAAAUUUUAAAAUUUAGGGAAGCAAGUUAACACUCGGAGAGAAUUCUUUUGAGAGAGAAGUAAAGCCAGGUUAAGCUUCACAUGCCUACAAUCAGAGGGAAAAAAUAAAGGUAAGAUCUAGAAGACACAAGAAUUAGUCAGAAAAGUACACUGCAAGACAGUGGAGAGCAGGAAGCCCAAUGUGGAGAAAAGCUGAGUGAAAAGAAAACAACACUGAGAGGUGUGAAAGUGGGUGCAGGUAGGACAGAGUCCUCUCUGUAGACAGUGGGAAAACAGCAAGAGGGAUGAACACAAACAAGGCCAAGGUGGACUUCACUGGCUCUUGUCACGGGUAGAUGAACAAAACAUUCUCAAAGAGCGUUUGAGAGAGAGAGAGGUGGGGGUGAUUGUGGGCAGAAAGAUAGAGGAUUGUGUGUAGAAGGUGAUAAGGAAAAGUUAAGCCAAGAGAAAUGAUUUUGUGGCAGUUGUUUUUAUAUUUAAGACAAGAACUACUGUUCAUGUCUUUAGCUUAAGUAGAAAAGUGCUGUGGAAGCUGAGACAUUUUGGGGACAUCAGUCACCUCGCUGUCAUUUUCACCUUCCCCUGGCAUACACAGAACACCACUGGCAUGCUUUUCACAAUUUUUUUUUCUUUUUUGUUACCAGAAACUGAACCCAGGGCCUUUAUUCUGAGCUACAACCUCAGCCCUCUGUAUUCUUCAUUUUGAGGUGGGGGGUCUCACUAAGCUGCUAAGUUACCCAGGCUAGGCUUGAACUUGUGAUCUUCUGCCUUAGCCUCCUGCAGUGCUGAAAGCUUUCAGACUUUUGUUGUCCCAAAUUAUCUUUCUAACUUUCAACUUAAAGGUCAUCUUCUUCACAAAGCCACUGAAUAGGCCAUCUAUUUAUCCAACCUUCAUUUCUUGCUGUCUAGCCGCUCCAGCCCAUAAAGAAGUGUGAUUGUCAGAGUGCGUGUGAUCUCCUUGUAUGUCCUCAACUACUAAUAUUUGUACAAUAAAUCGGACAUUUGCAACUUUU
Chinchilla lanigera (long-tailed chinchilla) is the source of this 3811-nucleotide messenger RNA. It is a transcript of the gene Ms4a2, whose product is annotated as membrane-spanning 4-domains, subfamily A, member 2. Lineage: Eukaryota; Metazoa; Chordata; Mammalia; Rodentia; Chinchillidae. The record is from RefSeq and is a predicted model, not a curated record. The transcript has 7 exons. Gene Ontology annotation, biological process: cell surface receptor signaling pathway. The coding region runs from base 732 to 1466 and encodes 244 amino acids. Gene Ontology annotation, cellular component: external side of plasma membrane; plasma membrane; Fc-epsilon receptor I complex.